Ilyonectria robusta is the source of this 1824-nucleotide messenger RNA. RefSeq lists its product as uncharacterized. Gene Ontology annotation, molecular function: flavin adenine dinucleotide binding; NADP binding; N,N-dimethylaniline monooxygenase activity. The coding region runs from base 1 to 1824 and encodes 607 amino acids. The record is from RefSeq and is a predicted model, not a curated record. NCBI's taxonomy places the organism in Eukaryota, Fungi, Ascomycota, Sordariomycetes, Hypocreales, Nectriaceae. The transcript is spliced from 13 exons.
AUGGCUACUCUCAAUGGCUCGGACGACAAUGCGUCGCCUUUUCUCAUCCCAGGUCUCAAGUUCUUCUCAGACCCCAAAGCCACCACGCGUCCGGGAAACCUGUACGCAGAGAAGCUGAAUGCAGACUUCCACAAUGAUGCCAAGUCGGGUUAUCACAUCCCCUUUGUCCCUGUCGGGGUGCCCGAGAACAGGAAGCUCAAGGUCAUAACAAUUGGUGCUGGACUUUGCGGCGUCAUGUUGGCGUACAACAUCGAGAAGCACACCCCAAACGUGGAGCACGUCAUCUAUGAGAAGAACCCCGAGGUUGGCGGAACAUGGUAUCAGAAUCGAUACCCCAUGGCCGGCUGUGACUCGCCAACAUGCACGUAUCAGUUCAACUUUGCCAUUUCUCCUGACUGGGAAGAUUUCUAUUCGUCCGCCGAUUACCUACGCCAAUACAUAAACAAAGUCGUUGACAAGCUCGAUCUGAAGAAAUACAUGACCUUCAACUCGAAGGUUAUUGAGGCUCGCUUCGAUGACCAGAAAGGCAUAUGGGAGCUGAAGAUUGAGCAGACGCUGGCUGAUGGAACCAAGAAGAUUAUCACUGACGACUGCGAUCUGCUUCUCGGUGCUGUGGGCAUUCUAGAUCGAUGGGAGCUGCCCAAGAUUACCGGCCUGGACACUUUCCGGGGUCGAGUCAUCCAUUCAGCCGACAGAGCCCAAUGGGGAGAAUAUACCCAGGAUAAAUGGGCAAAGGAAAACGUCGUCGUCAUCGGCUCCGGGGCGAGCAGUAUCCAGGCCGUACCAGGCAUGCAGCCCCAUACCAAAAAGCUGGAUGUCUUUGUCCGCACUCCCCCGUGGUUCUUUGCCCAGCCCGACAACAUCAAGGGUGAGACGAGGCCUCAAGGGUACAAGUGUGAGAAUCCUUCCCUGCUUGUUUUGGAUACUGCUAACGAUGCCAUCUGGAAAGACACCGAAGAGGAGAGAGCCUUGCACCACCUCAUGGUCAAGCAUAAUCCGCUCCAUCACCAGGCUCGAGAGCAAAUCACGAAGCGAACGCGGGAGUGGAUCAAAGACGACUACAUCUUUGACAACAUCAUUCCCAACUUUAGUGUUGGAUGCCGCCGAAUCGCCCCGGGAGAUCCUUACAUGCUGGCCAUUCAGAAGCCAAACGUCGAGAUGCACUUCUGCGGCAUAGCGGAGGUUGUUGAGGAUGGAGUGAUUGGCGACGACGGCCAAAAGGUCGUCUGCGAUACUAUUGUCUGCGCAACCGGGUUUGACGUUUCAUACCGACCUCCAUUUCCACUCCUUGGUUUGGGUGGUGUUGAUCUGCGCAAGGAAUGGGAAGAGAUUCCCGCAAGCUACCUGGGUGUUAUGGCACCUCAGAUUCCGAAUUACUUGAUGUACCUCGGGCCCAACUCUCCAGUCGAAAGCGGCAGCAUCACGGGCGAACUCGAAGCCCUCGUAUCUUACACGCUCAAGGUCAUCACGAAAAUGCAGACCAACAAUAUCAAAUACUUUGUCCCCAAGCAAGAUGUCUCUGACGAGUUCAACAAGCACACUCAGAGCUGGUUCAAAGGCACUGUGUGGGAAGAAGACUGCAAUGCCUGGUACAAGAACAGAAAGACUGGACGUGUGGAUGCUAUUUGGCCUGGUAGCGCCCUUCAUUACCGAGUUGCGCUGGAGGAGCCUCGCUGGGAAGACAUGGAGAUUAAGUAUCAUGGUCCGAACCGAUUCCAAUUCCUCGGAUAUGGCUACUCAGCUGUGGAUCUGAGCACCGAUCCUGACGCGGAUCGGUCCCCCUACAUGAACGAAGACGCCCUUGAUCCUCGGUUCUACCAGUAG